This is a messenger RNA of Sphaerulina musiva SO2202, 3225 nucleotides long. RefSeq names its product phospholipase D/nuclease. NCBI's taxonomy places the organism in Eukaryota, Fungi, Ascomycota, Dothideomycetes, Mycosphaerellales, Mycosphaerellaceae. The coding region runs from base 40 to 3117 and encodes 1025 amino acids. The record is from RefSeq and is a predicted model, not a curated record. Gene Ontology annotation, biological process: intracellular signal transduction; cell motility; phosphatidic acid biosynthetic process. Gene Ontology annotation, molecular function: D-type glycerophospholipase activity. The transcript is spliced from 3 exons.
CUACUUACUAAAUACAUCCCCCUUGUUCUCCUGGUCGCCAUGGUCGGCAAUACGCACGACGUCGGCAGCGCCGAGGAGCAGCAACGGCAUCUGGACGGCGAGAAUCAUGAAGGAGGGGGCAUGUUUGGCUCGCUGAGGAAGAAGCUCCGAGAUACCAAGUUGCACGACGUCAAGAUUGGCGCCGUUCACCUGAAGCACCGCGUGGGCAAGUUCGAGAACCUGAUCAAUGCGAACCACAGGCAUGACGAAGAGCAUGAGCAGAGGACAGAUGCCAAACGGACCAAGAUCGCGGAACACCAUCGGUUCCAGAGUUUUGCUCCGGAACGCGACGGCAACCUGAUCAAAUGGUAUAUUGAUGGCCGAGACUACUUCCAUGCAGUCUCGGUGGCUCUGGAACGAGCGAAGGAGACCAUCUACAUUGAAGAUUGGUGGCUGAGCCCCGAGCUGUUCCUGCGAAGACCCCCCUUCCACCACCAGCAAUGGCGACUGGACAAUGUGCUCAAACGCGCCGCCGAGCGAGGCGUCAAAAUCUAUGUCAUUGUCUACAAGGAAGUGGAACAUGCUUUGACUUGCAAUUCUCAGCAUACGAAGAAGGCUUUGGCUGCGCUGUGUCCAGAGGGAACACCAGGACAUGGCAACAUCAAUGUGAUGCGGCAUCCCGAUCACAAUGUCCUGGAGAAUGCCUCGGACAUGACAUUCUACUGGGCACAUCACGAGAAAUUCAUCGUGAUCGAUUACGAUAUGGCCUUCAUUGGGGGUCUCGAUCUCUGCUUUGGCCGUUGGGACAACAGACAACACGUUCUUGCCGACGCCCACCCAGCAGGUGUGCAGAAUGAAAUAUUCCCCGGUCAGGACUUCAACAACAACAGGAUUAUGGACUUCCAGUCCGUGAACGAUUGGAAGAGCAACGAGGUGUCCAAGGCGGACUUUGGACGAAUGCCGUGGCACGACGUCGCCAUGGGCGUCAUCGGACCUUGCAUUUAUGAUAUCGCAGAGCACUUCGUUCUGCGAUGGAACUUCUGCAAACGUGACAAGUACAAGCGCGAUGAUCGCUAUGACUGGCUGACGAUGACGGGCCGCACUGGGGAAGAUGAAGAUUUGAUCGGCGUGCAGAGGCCGAAGCAUCCGGUGGGAGAUUAUAUCAAUCAUCCACUUUCACCAUUGCAGAACAAGCGCGGCAACCCCAAGCAAGGCAAGACGAGACAACACCCGGACUCGCAGCAAGGCGCGACGCAAGAAGACGCCUCAGAAGAUGCCGCCGAGGAGUUCUACGACACCGUGCAAGACCUGGAUGAGCAUGGCUACACUAAGGAUCAGCACAGACGAGGCCAUGGACUGCAGAAGGAGCUCAAGGAGCAUGGAAUUCAUCGACCAGGACACAAUAAAGAGAGUCUGGUAGAGGACCACCUCAAUCCCGAGCAUCAGCAAAACGCCCAUGUCACAGGAAAUGACCCGAAGAACGAGGGCACGGUGUCCGCUUCGGGAGGAGUUGACGAGAAGCGCAAAGGCUAUUCGUCUGAUAAGGUCAGCGAUGGCAUAGUAACCUCGCAAGGGACGGUCCACGCACAGCUCGUGCGAUCCUCAGCUGACUGGUCCUCUGGUAUUCUCGCGGAGCAGAGCAUCCAAACGGCGUACUGUCAAGUCAUUAGAGCGGCUAAGCACUUUGUCUAUAUCGAGAACCAGUUUUUCAUCACAGCAACCGGUCCGAAUCAGGCCCCUGUGCAUAAUCUCAUCGGUGCAGCAAUUGUCGAUGCUGUGGUCGCCGCUGCGAGGGAGAACCGCAAGUUCAAAGUCAUCAUCAUGAUGCCCGCCAUCCCGGGAUUUGCUGGAGAUCUCAGAGAUGACGCGGCUGCGGGCACGAGAGCCAUCAUGGACUACCAGUACAAAUCGAUCAACAGAGGUGACGAAAGCAUAUUUGGCAAGGUCAAGGCUGCAGGCGUUGAUCCUACUGAAUACAUCUUCUGUUUCAACCUUCGCUCAUACGAUCGGCUCAACAAAACGCCAGGUCUGAAGAAGCAGGAAGAGGAGAGUGGUGUGUCGUAUCAGGAAGUGCAGCGUGCCGAGGCCGAGGAAAUCAUGUCAGAUGCCGUCCACGCCAGUGAAGAGGUCGAAGGUGGUGGCAAAGCCGGCUUUCGAGAGACUGCCAAAGAGGGCAAGUUCAAGGGCUUGUUCAACAAAGCACGAAGGACCAGUGUCGACAUUGAUGAGAAGGACAAGAUACACCCCGAAGAUGAGAAUGACGACACGGAAGCGUUGAUGGCGAAGAAGAAGAAGUUUGAAGCACAUCGUGAUGAGCAUUUUGAUGAAAACGCGAAAAGCGCCGACAGUAUUGCAAAAGACGCGAUGCUAGGCCAGAAGAAACCUAGCGAGGAAGGUUACGAUGGCCGCACUGCAGACGGCAAGAAAGAUGGCGACGACGAACAGAGCGAGGAGUCACGACAACAGGAACUGGAGAAUUUUGUGCAGGAAGAACUGUACAUUCAUGGAAAGGUCCUCAUCGUCGACGACAGGGUCGUCCUCUGUGGUUCCUCCAACAUUAACGACCGAAGUCAGCUGGGUUUCCACGACUCCGAACUCACCAUCGUAAUGGAAGACACACUCCCCUUGCCAUCCAAGAUGAACGGCGAACCAUACCAAGCUGGCCACCAUGCCGCCACACUCCGCCGAAUGCUCUGGCGUGAACACCUUGGCCUCCUGCCGCCCCAAGAUCUCGACGCCGAAAACGACCCGAACGCCCAGCCGCCUGGGGACGCCGAGAACGAUUGGUGCCAUGGUGACGAAUGGGAUCAGUUUGUUGAAGAUCCUCUGUCCGAUGAGCUUUGGGACAUGUGGACUAAGAAUGCCACUGUCAAUACCAAGAUAUUCAGACACUUGUUUCAUGCUGACCCAGAUGACAACGUGAAGACUUUGGAAGAUUAUGAUCGUUUCCUUGGGGCCAAGGGCAGCAGGAAGGCGGGACAUAUCUAUGAUCAGUUUCAACCUGUCGAGAUUGCGAGGCGGGAAUUGGACAAGAUCAAGGGGCACAUUGUAUGGAUGCCUCUGAGAUUUCUGGAAGAUGCGAAUUUGGCGGAGAGAGGGUUGCAGGUCAACAGUAUCACGGAGAGUAUUUAUACAUGAGGUGGGGGAUGCAGGUAUUGUUACAGUCUUGAGGGGAGGUAAUGUGGGAUGGAAUGGGAUUGUUGGCCGACCUUUUGUUCGUGCAUUAGAAGAACGACAGAAACCGAG